Messenger RNA from Cuscuta epithymum, 9367 nucleotides. Lineage: Eukaryota; Viridiplantae; Streptophyta; Magnoliopsida; Solanales; Convolvulaceae. The record is from the annotation of a GenBank genome assembly.
GGGAAAUAGUGUGUGACCAUUUGCAAUCAAAUUCAUUUAAGGUGGAUGAGGGGAUGAUGAAGACACUAUUUGCCACAAGUGAUCCCAAUUCAAAAUCAAAUUUAAAGGAAACAGACCAGUGCCAACGUCUUCCUUCAUUGAGCCAAGAAAACAGCGUCUUUGACCGGAAGAAGUCACAGAGCAUUUUUAUUUUGUUGAAGGCACUAAAUGUCACUAUUGAAGAUAUAUGCAAAGCUCUCUUAGAAGGAAAACUUGAUGCUCUUGGGACUGAGCUUCUUGAGACCUUGAUGAAAAUGGUUCCAUCUAAAGAGGAGGAGCGUAAGCUUAAAGAGUAUAAAGACAACUCACCAUUCAAACUCGGACCGGCUGAGAAAUUUCUCAAGGCAUUGCUCGACAUACCUUUCGCAUUCAAAAGGAUACAAGCAAUGCUCUACAUUUCCAAUUUCGACUCUGAGAUAAAUCAUCUCAAAAGGUCGUUUGAAAUUCUUGAGUUGGCUUGUGAAGAUUUGAGGAGCAGCAGGAUGUUCUUGAAGCUUCUGGAGGCAGUUCUGAAGACUGGGAACCGGAUGACUGGGGGGACAGCCUGCAGAGAUGUACACGUGUUUAAGCUUGACACACUUCUCAAGCUCGUUGAUGUCAUGGGGGCUGAUGGAAAGACCAGUCUCUUGCAUUUUGUUGUUCAGGAGUUAAUAGGAAGUGAAGGCGCUCGUGUAUCUACAUCAAACCAACAUGAAAAGAUGUCCUUCAGUGAUGAUACCAUGUUCCACCAGAGGAUUGGCCUCCAGGCUGUCUCUAGACUCAGUUCAGAGCUUAAAAAUGUGAAGAAAGCUGCCAACAUUGAUUCAGAUGUCCUCCACGGUGAUGUCUUAAAGCUUUCGAAAGGGUUUGAUGACAUUGUAGAGUUUUUACUAUUGGAUAAAAGUAGUUGCGCUCCUAAGUUUUCAGAAUCACUGAGCAUGUUCGCAAAAAUGGCGGAGGAGGAAAUUAUAAGGAUCCGAGCACAGGAAAGUGUGGCUAUAUCUCUAGUGAAGGAGAUAAUUGAAUACUUCCAUGGAAAUUCAACCAGAGAAGAGGCACACCCCUUUAGAAUUUUCAUGGUGGUGAGGGACUUCCUGGUGAUUCUCGAUCGCGUAUGUAAUGAAGUUGGAAUGAUAAAUGAGAGAACGAUGGUGAGUUCUGGACAUAAAUUUCCUGUUCCAGUGAACCCCAUGCUGCAUCCAGGUGGAGGGUUUUCCCAGAGAAUGCAGUUCGGAUCUUCUGAUGAUAGCUCUUAGCACGAGACCCUAUUUUCCCCACUUCGCAAACAAACUUUAUAGAUUUUAGACCAUAUGCAAGCUGAGGUAGUGCAAGAUAAACCACAUUCACAACCUGAAGAAGUGUGUUAGAGUUGGCGUUAUAGAGAUGUUGAAGAUGAAUGAGUAAAUCCACUGCUCAGACGUUGUGUCAUUAUCGUGGCUCAGUAUUCAACACCAUGGAUGAACUUUCAAAUUGCUUGGAACAAGAACAAGAGCAUAUUGGGUUAUAAAGGAACAGGUGUAUGCGGGGCUAUGGUUGCAAGGGCUGGACAGAGACUGUCAUGCUGACGCGGCUGGUCAAAAUUCGGAGGGGCUUAAAGUUGAAAUUCAUGAAUUCCAGGAGUGGCAGAUGAUAGAUCAAGAGGAUGGGGAUCAAAACAAAGAGGUGCACUCUGUGAAGUUAAAGUGUUGAGCCUUAUUAGCCCUUUGCCCCCCCCCUUUCAGUCAUAUUCCCCUCAACGUUUGCUUCAGUUGAAGACAAAUUAUAAAGUUGCCUUCCAACUAACAACAUAACGUGAAUACGUGACCAGUCAUGGAUCUCCUAAUGCCAACAUCUUCAGCACAAGACCCUCUUACUUCCACAAGCAGUAUGUGUGAUCAAAUUCAAUGCAUAUUAACAUAUACGAUAGUACAAUAGUAUUUAGUUGAACACUAGCUUGAACUAUAAAUAUAGCUUGAUUCUAGUGUAAAUGGUGUUUACCUAUGGAGUAGAUUAGUUCUGCUCUAGUGUAAAUAAAAGUUGGUUAAGGACAUAUUUGUGAAUAAUAUCUUUUGAAAAAAUAAAGCAUCCAAAAGUAACCAAAUAAAACUAAUAUGAAAAAUAUUGGAAAAAGUAGGGAAACAUUAUAAAAACUGAAAAACAGUAAAAAUCAAAUAAGAUUUAAAUACACUACACAAGUGAUAGAUGGGAACCUGGUUUUAGAGAGGGCAAAUUAGAAUGAGAGGAUUGGUGUGGAAGUUUGAUUUAUAAUGUUCCCCUCCUUCAAAUCGAAUGCUUUAUAUAUAUGGUGUGAAUUUGUAUCAGUUGAGCUAAACUAUUUUGAGAAUACGGUUUGGAUGUUGCUGCUGCUUUGGAGGUGGCGAAAAGAAAAUUUUCAGUGAAAAAAAUGAGGAAAAAUAGUGGUCCCUGCAAGAUUGGGCUAGGCUUAUCUUCCUAUUCUGAGUUUUUUAGUUCUUCACAAUUGUUUUUUGUGUUGGGGUGUAUUGCUUUAUUUGUAGGGGUUUUGGUCUAGUCCCCCCCUUUGUACCAAUCUUCUCAUUGAAUAAAAUCCUGGUAAAUGCUCCCCGUCAUUUACCCCACUGAUUUUGGUGGUUGGCCUUCCGGGGUAAAAAAAAAAAAUACACUAAAGUAAAAAUAACUUUUACUUUCAUGAAUGAGACCCAAAAAAAAUUUCAAUUGAAAAUAUCCUUAAUUUGAGAUAGCGUUAAGAGUUAAGACAAACUUAUACGUAGUAUUUAGCACUUUCAUUUUAUCAUGUUUCACUUUUUUCUCAUUUUUGGAAUGAUUUGGAAGUUAUUAUAAUUUUUUAACCAAUUUUAUUGAAAUGAUUUCGGGGUGCUUAAAAUAUUUUUAUUCUCUUGUGUUCCACUUUCAUUUCCGUUUAGUACUUGUAGUUAUUAUAUUGAAUUAAAUAAUAUUUAAAGGGUUAUUUUUUCCCUAGCCAUACAAUUAUGUCAUCCUACCAUAUCACCUUCUACAUCAUUACAGAGUACUACUCCCUCCGUUCCCAAAAAUACUUCCCACUUUUCUUUUUGGGCCGUUCCCAAAAAUUCUUCCCACUUUCCCUUUUUGGACAAUUUGUGUGCCUCACAUUCAUUUUACCUUUUUCUCACACAACCACAAUCACACAUUUCCACUUUAUUCCACUUUCUUAAUAGGCGUGCCAAGUCAAACCGGGAAGAAUUUUUAGGAACGGAGGGAGUAAUUUUUUUUCACUCUACUUACUACAACCUUCCAUCUUAUUGACUAUUUUUUGGUUCUCUUUCCAAUUUCAAAUUUUUCAUUUCAUUUGCACACUUUUAUACAAAAUUUAGAAUAAAAUCUUCACACCCUUAUUUAAAGGGAUUGUGUCAACUUCUGAGAGUUCACCAUUGCACAUAGAAUGAAUAUCUUCGAAGUGAUUGUAAUCGACUCUUGGUGUUGUGGAUUUUGAAUUUUGUCUCGUAUAAGACUUUUAGAUUUCUGAUUUUCAUGUCAACAGUACGUAAAUUAAAUAAUUGUUUUAAAUGCAUUAGUUUGGGUAAUAAUAUUAUUAUUUUUAUCAUACAUCAAUCAUAUCUUCAAGAAACACUAAGAUCUAUUAGGGUGUGAUAUUUUCCAAUAAAUAGUUCUACAACGUGUGCACGUUGCCUUUUGAAAAAGUAGAAACCUGGAUUCAUACUAAGAAAACAUCAAAGAUUUGAAUUACAAUACAUGUCCGAGUAUUGCAGGCUUGGAGGUCAGUAAUAUUUGUAAUUAAGAUAAUUGAGUAUGAAGAAUAACCAAACAUUCCAACUCAGUUAGUUGUGAGGUUACCGUGCCUAGUGGGAGGUCUCGAGUUCAAAACCCGCUAGGCACAUAAGGGUUCGAAACUCAAUGGAGUGAGUUUCAGCCCCGAUUACUUCAGGCUCCACCCAGCCCCCUCCCCCAAACCCCUCUGGAGUAAAAAAAUAAAGUACACACACAGACGCGCGCGCACACGCACACAAUUGAUAUGUUACUGGAAAAGUUAUACAUGUAAUCUUGUAUUCUCUGUUAUAGACUUAUAUAUACUAUGAUCCAUAUAAUAAUUUAUGAAAAAUUUAAGUUUUCAAGUAUAGCAAUGUUAUUGAAGCAAUAUGGGUGUAGUUUUAAAACAGAAAAAUGAAUACCAUAGGCUAGGGAAUUCUAUUAUACCUCAACAAUCUAAUUGAGAAGUUUGUGGAUUAGAACUAUUAAACGCAACUUACCUUUAUUUCGAAACGUUUUUUUUGGUGAUACCUUUAUUCCGAAACAUUGACUUAUUGAAUUAAAUGAACUCAGAAGAGGUGGCCCUAGUGGGGGUGGGGGUGGGGCAAAGGCCCUGGGCCCUAAAAAAUGAAAAAAGUUAGGCCCUGGGUAAGUUCUUUAUAAUAGGUGUUAGUAGACUGGUUUUUCAAACCUAAACUAAUAAUUUAUUGGGUGAAAAUUUUUAGGUACUGGGUGAAAUUUUUUAUGAAUGUUUUUGAAAACGUUUUCUAUGAAGUGGGAAUUAUGUUCACAAAAUUUCAGUUUAAAAUUCUAUCUAGAAAUCUAUUAAAUAAAUUAUUUAAAACUACUGUGUUUUUAUGCAUAUUUUGGUCCAAUGUUUUUCCAUAAUUUAUUUAACUAAUUUUCCAAUUGAAUUUAAAGAUGAAGUUUUGUAGAUACAAUUUAAAUUUGAUGAAAAUUAAGCUCACAAUAUUUUGUAAUAAAAUUCGACUUGGAAGCAGAUUUGUCAAAUAUGAUUGUUUGGUUGAUUUAUUAAUUAACUUCAUUCAUACUUUUUUGUUUGAUUUCUUAAUUGUUGAUUGUUAUCUAUUAAGUGUUGUUGUUAUAAUUUGUUGGAUUAAAAGUUUUAACUUUAAUUGAAUUCAUAAACUUAAUUAAUUUCAAGGUGUAAUAGAAGGAAUCUGGAUAGGAAAAAUAAAAGAGAGAACAGAUGAUUAAAAGAAUCUUAAUGAAAAAAUUUGUAUAAGGAAGUCAAAUUAGCUUAUGAAUGUCCUCAUCUAGAUGAGAACUCAAAAAAGAAGAAUGAUAUAACUCAAAAUGAAAUGGCUCAGAGUGGUCACAUCAUUGGUGGGAGAAAAUUAGGAGUUGAUAAUAAAGGAGUUGACUUCUUAAAAUAAGACUAAAGCAUGGGUAAAGUGCACAAAUAAGACCACCAUUUUUUCUUUCCUAAAUAAGAACAACCAAUAUUAUAAUAUUAUUGGUUUUGACAGAAGAUAGUUUUAAUUUUUUUUUUGUUUAAAAUGUAGUGAAAUAUUAUAUUUGUUAUGCAUGUUAUUAGUUUAGACAUAAAAUGAUUUUACAUUUUCUUAGAUUUGGCUCAUUUUAAUUAUUCACUCCUAGGUCUUCAAUCAUAGAGGACUGGCCCUGGAACACGGUGCAUAAAUUCAUACAUGAAUAAAAUCCAUAUUCAUGGUUAUGAAUUGUUUUUAUGAUUAGUUUUUCUCAAUUUGAUCGUUAUCAAUAAAUUAUUAAAUUAGCUUUUGAGGUUUCCUGUAUAAUUUUUAUAAGUCUCUUUUUGCAUUUUAGUACAAAUCAAUCAUGUGUCAUCAUCUCAAUUUUUGGUGACAAAUAAAAAUUAAUUCAUGAAUACUUUUAAAAUAUGAAUGAUUAAGUUCAUAAUAAGCUAAUUACUUUCUUUACGUUUAUCUCACUUCUUCUUGUAUAGUGAUUAUAUAACUUCAUAGUAAGGUAACAUAAUUAACUCCAAAUUCUACUCAUGAAUACUUUCAGGAGAUUUAUUGAAUUCUAAUCUCUAAUGUAUAUAGAGUUCUAAAUUUAAGGAAGGACUGCAUUAAAAAUGUUUUUAAUUGGACCGAAUUUUCUGUCUGAUUUGUCUAAUCUGAUUUGGUCAGGUCAUAUAAUCAGGGCUUAUUUAACUCUUUUUGUCAAAUAGACUUACCUCGUCCAAGUAACAGUUCAAAUGCACCAUUUCAAAACUCAGUUCUAGACAAUAAUCUCUAGUUCAUAUAAUAGUCUUUUAAUUCAAACAUUAGUUUCCACCUACAUUUGAAAGUGCAAACAUAACCCUAGUCUGUGAGCCCGUUUGCAUAAUGAGAAAAUUUUACAAAAAAAAUGUAUAAAACUUUGUUUAAUUAUAAUCAAACAUGACAAUUUUUUUAUAAUUCUUAAUUGUAUUUUUAAAAUUAUUAAUAGAAUUAAUUUUUAUUAUUUUUUAUAUAUGCAAUAUUGGUGUCAUAUGAAAGAUAAUAAAAAGUUAUGAAUUUUGAUAUAUUUUCUGUAACAAUCGAAGUACAAAUAAAAAACUUAUAUCACUUUAAAAUAAAUAUGAGAUUUUAUUUUUUGAAUUAAGAAAUUAAAGUUUUAAUUACGUAGGAUUCUAAAGAUGUUUUUACUUGGACUGUAAUUUGUCCCAGACCAGACCAGACCAGAUCAAUCCAGACCAGACCAGACCAGACCAGUUCAUACCAGAUCAGACCAGACUUGGAUAGUUAUAAAAGUACAAAGAAACCAGACCUUACCAGAUCAUAUCAGACCAGACCAGACCAGCAAAUUACAGUCCAAGUAAAAACAUCCUAAGACAUCUUAGAAUUAACGUAAGAUUAGUUCUACUGUAACAUCAAUUACUUACUAAAGUUACGGAAUUAUAUAAUUAGUAUGCUAAAUUUGCUUAGAAGAUGACACAUGACAAACUUUCUCUAAUUGUAUCUCUCAAAUGUAUGUAUUAUCUAUAGAUAGAUAGAUACUACGUAUUAAGUAUAUUAGUAUAUAUCUGAAUUUACCUAGUACUCCCUCCGUCCCCUUUUAAAUGUUCCGGAAGAGGGUGACACGAGUUUUAAGAAAAGUGGGUUUGUGUGGUUGAUAUUAAUUGAUAAAGUAAGAAUAAAGUAAGAAUGAUUUUUAGCCACACAAACUUUAUCAAAUAAGGUAUGUGACAAUUAAAUAGGGACAUCCCAAUAUGGUAAAACGGGACAUUUAAAAUGGGACGAGGGAGUAUGAAUUUAUAUUCAGUAGAGAGACUCAAACUCACACUUUCUAAUUAAGUUAACCACGAGCAAUUAUUUCAUGGUUUGAUUGAAUAUGAAUAGAGGGUUGGGGCGAAAGUGAUGGUAAUUCCUGCUUCGUGUUGUAAGCGUUUGGAGAAUUGGAUUAUUGGGUUUAUGUGUUCUUAAAAUGGAACAACUAAACAGUGCACUAUUUUCUCAUAUUCUCUCAUUGUUUGAGCGGUUGAGCCUCUCUACUGAAUAGAUUAUUACACAAAAUUGUCUUAAAUAGGAGUAAAAAUGUUUUGAAAUUUCAAAAUAGGACCAUCAUGUUUUUUAAUCCUUGAAUAGGAGUAAUAUGCUAAGUUUGAAAAACAAUGACAUGUUUAAAGCCUAGUAAUGUCAAACUUGGCAAAAAAUUACUCAUAUUCAGGAAAUAAAAAACAUGAUAAUCCUAUUUUGAAAUUUCAAAGCGUUUAAACUCCAAUUUAGGGAAUUCCGAUCCCUCAAUAGAUUAAUGCCGCUCACCCUAUUUAUGAGAAUCUUUAUAUGAUACGUUUAAAGAGAAAAAUGUGAGACGGAGGGACUCCCAGAUAAGAAGAUAAGUGUGAGCAACUUUUGUGUGGGACGGAGGGACUCCCAGAUAAAUAAGCAGCUAGCAUAAAAUGGUGAAGCAAAAAAGAGGUGAGCUGCAUAUAUUCAGUAGAGAGACUCAAACAAUGAAAGAAGACGAGAAAAUAGUGCAUUGUUUAGUUGUUCCAUUUCCAACCCAAGGACACAUAAACCCAAUGAUCCAAUUCUCCAAACGCUUACAACAUGAAGCAGCCAUUGAAAUCACACUUGCCCCAACCCUAUUCAUAUUCAAUGAAACCAUGAAACACCAAAUCCCCUCCACCACUACUUCCUCCCCUUUCACCAUUCACCCCAUCUCAGACGGUUAUGAUGAAGGUGGCUUUGCUUCAGCUGAAAACUUUGAUCAUUACCUGGAAACCUUUAAGAAAGUGGGCUCAAGAACUAUAACAGAGCUAGUUCAGGAGCAAAAGAGCAAAGGGUCACCUGUGGAUUGCAUCAUCUAUGAUGCUUUCAUGCCUUGGGUUCUUGAUGUUGCCAAGAACCUUUCUUUAUUAGGGGCAGUGUUCUUCACAAUGUCUUGUGCAGUGGGAAACAUCUGCUAUCAUGUUAACAGUGGCUUGCUUGACCUUCCAUUGAAGAAAACAGGGGAUGAUGGUGAUGAUAAAUUGUUGCAGCUGCCUGGGUUAGCUCCACUUAUGGCUACAGACUUUCCAUCUUUCAUUUCUGAUUUUGGGUCUUAUCCACCUUUCCUGAAAAUGCUUGUGGAUCAGUUCUCUAAUGUCAAGUCUGCAGACUGGAUCUUCUGCAAUACCAUCCAUGAACUGGAGCAAGGGGAAGUUGAAUGGAUGAGAAAGCAAUUGCCAUUGAAGGCAAUUGGUCCAACCAUACCUUCAAUGUAUGUUGACAAGAGGAUUGAGAAUGACAAAACAUAUGGUCUUAGCAUAUACCAGCCAAGAACUGACAUGUGCAUGAAAUGGCUAAAUGAACGAUCCGAAGGCUCAGUCGUCUACGUGUCCUUCGGGAGCAUGGCGGAGCUAAAAGAGGAGCAAAUGGAGGAGUUAGCAUUAGGACUAAAGAAAAGCAACCACUACUACUUGUGGGUAGUCAGAGCAUCAGAAGAAGCAAAACUUCCAAGAGACUUCUCCACAGAGAAGGGGUUGAUCGUGACGUGGUCCCCACAAUUAGACGUUUUGUCACACGAGGCAGUCGGUUGCUUCGUGACACAUUGCGGUUGGAACUCGACUCUGGAAGCAUUGACACUAGGUGUGGCUAUGGUGGCCAUUUCGGUGUGGACCGACCAAGGAACUAAUGCAAAGUAUGUGAGUGAUGUUUGGGAAAUAGGAAUAAGGGCUAAGAAGGAUGAGAGGGGGAUUGUUGUGAAAGGUGAGGUGGAGAGGUGUGUGAGAGAAGUGAUGGAAGGAGAAAGGGGUAAAGAGAUUAGAAGAAAUGCUGCCAAUUGGAAAGGGAUCAUUAGAAAGGCUAUUAAUGAAAAUGGAAGUUCUGAUAUGAAUAUUAAGGAGUUCAUUGCUGAAUUGUCUCAAUCUAAGUUGGAGAAGUUAGCACAUUAAUGCUCCAACCUCUACCCCAAAUGAUCAUUUGUUUAAUUAGGAGAGACCAUACAAGACUUCCCUUAAAGGAAUCUCGCCCAAAUGAAUAGCUACAUUGCCUUCUACCUCUAGUAUACAUAAUAAUACAUUUGGAAAUGUUAUCCCCCCACUCUAAGCCAACUAUGUGUAAAAUCUAUCUUUAAUAAUAUUAAUAAAGUUCCUAAAAUGAUUGUCCCACUUUAUUUGAAAAAUCUAUCUUUAAUAAUAUUAAUAAAGUUUACGAGUAUAAUUAUAAUUAUUUCA